UGUGGGAGAGUGGGUGGAAAGCCGGAGGGGUCCACGGGAUCAGCAUCGGAGCCAGCGUGAAUGCCACGCCCUUAAGCUAUACUGGGGGUGCUGGAACCGCCUUCUCCACAGCAAGUCCCCUGGUUUUCGAGCCUCUUCGGGAAAGCAAGCCAGAAUUCCUAGAGCUUACACGGACUUUGGCUGCGCACAUCCGCACAUCCUUGCAAUCCAAGAAGUCCUGAGGGAGAGCUCAUGAGCCCCUUCUUUUCAAGCUCUCAGCCCCUUGUUUCUUCCAAGUUAUUCCCCGGUCAGCUUGCGUCCCCUCCAAACUCAAAAAGAGCUGAAUAGAAAUGAAAUCGAAUGAGUGGAUAUCCACUAGCCUAGGAGCGUCCAAGCCUUGCGUUUUCCUCUCCCCAGACCAGGAAAGCCCCCAGGACUCGCCAUCACAGAGCACAGUCUUAGUCCCUCCGCUGCCACACGGCGGUACAAGGUGCAAGGCACCCCCCACCCUCAAGGUUGCUAGAACGUGAACCAUACAAAAGGACAUCCCCUUGCUUUGCAGACAAAGAAGUCAUGGCCAGGCCGGCUGUUCCAAACCUCUGGGACCUUGGGUCAGGUUAGAGCCUUGCUCUGGACCGUCUCACGUGCAGAGUCCUGGACAAGGAGGAGUUCUCAUCUCUCUCAGACCUCUCAAAGACAUCUUCCCUGGACUGCCUAAUCACCCUCUUCCGGGAUCGUCUGUGGGGUCUCCAGGGCUGAGCAGCAACAGAUGCCAGAAGGUCCCUCCGACUGUCAUCUGAGUCUGGAGAGGGGCUCUCAGCCGGAAGGCAGCACAGCGCAAGUCUGAGAGCAGCAGGUAAGCGACCCCACAACCUCAUGCCACAAGGACUCCUGAUGGGGCCCUUCAGAGCCCUGUGUUUGGCCUGGGCUUUGCUAGGAGUGACCAGAGCGUGUCCUGAGCCUUGCGCCUGUAUAGACAAGUACGCCCACCAGUUCGCAGACUGUGCCUACAAGGAGCUGCGCGAGGUCCCGGAAGGGCUGCCAGCCAAUGUGACCACGCUUAGUCUGUCCGCCAACAAGAUCACGGUGCUAAGACGGGGGGCCUUCGUCAACGUCACGCAGGUCACUUCGCUGUGGCUGGCUCACAGUGAGGUGCGCACCGUAGAGUCAGGGGCAUUGGCAGUGCUGAGUCAGCUCAAGAACCUCGACCUAAGCCACAACCUCAUAUCCAACUUCCCUUGGAGCGACCUUCGUAACUUGAGCGCGCUGCAGCUGCUGAAAAUGAACCACAACCGCCUGGGAUCGCUGCCCCGGGAUGCACUCGGCGCGCUGCCUGACCUGCGCUCUUUGCGCAUCAACAACAACCGGCUGCGUACCCUGGAGCCCGGCACAUUCGACGCACUGAGUGCGCUGUCUCACCUGCAACUCUAUCACAAUCCCUUCCACUGCAGCUGUGGUCUUUUGUGGCUGCAGGCCUGGGCGGCGAGCACGCGGGUGUCCUUACCCGAGCCUGAUUCCAUUGCGUGCGCCUCGCCUCCUGAGCUGCAGGGCGUGCCAGUACACCGGCUGCCCGCCCUGCCUUGCGCACCGCCCAGCGUGCGUCUGAGUGCAGAGCCGCCGCCGGAGGCGCCUGGCACCCCUCUGCGAGCAGGCUUGGCUUUCAUGUUACACUGCCUCGCCGAAGGCCACCCCUCGCCCCGCCUGCAAUGGCAACUUCAGAUCCCGGGUGGCACUGUAGUCUUAGAGCCACCCGUUCUCAGCAAGGAAGAAGAUGGAGGAGAUAAGGCAGAGGACGGGGAAAGUGAUGGAGAUGAGGACCUGCCUACACAGACUGAGACACCAACCCCGACUCCAGCACCUGCUUGGCCAGCGCCUCCAGCCACUCCGCGCUUUUUGGCCCUCGCAAAUGGCUCUUUGUUGGUGCCUCACCUGAGUGCCAAGGAAGCAGGCAUCUACACAUGCCGCGCACACAAUGAGCUGGGUACCAACUCAACGUCGGUACGGGUGACUGUGGCUGCGGCAGGGCCGCCAAAACACGCUCCUGGAACAGCGGGAGAACCUGAUGCGCAGGCCCCGACCUCUGAGCGCAAGACCACUCUUAAGGGCCGUAGCAACAGUGUCCUGCCCUACAAGCCUGAGGGCAAAACCAAGGGUCAAGGUCUGCCCCGGGUCAGCGUCCUCGGGGAAAUCGAGGCGGAGCUGGAGGAGACAGAUGAAGGAGAGCAGGUGGAAGGUCAGAUCCCUACAGAUUCGGUGGGGGAGAAGCACUGUGGCCAUGGGGACCCCUCUCGAUAUGUGUCUAACCAUGCAUUCAACCAGAGCUCAGAGCUCAAGUCGCACGUUUUUGAGUUGGGUGUCAUCGCGCUGGAUGUAGCAGAGCGUGAAGCUCGGGUGCAGCUGACGCCUCUUGCUGCGCGCUGGAGCCCCGGGCCAGAUGGUGCUACCGGAGCGCGGCGGCCUGGAAGGCGGCCCUUGCGCCUGCUCUAUCUGUGCCCUGCGGGUGGUGGCGCGGCAGUUCAGUGGUCACGCGUGGAGGAGGGGGUCAAUGCCUAUUGGUUUCGCGGCCUGCGACCUGGCACCAACUACUCCGUGUGCCUGGCACUGGCGGGCGAAGAGUGCCACGUGCAAGUGGUGUUUUCCACCAAAAAAGAACUGCCAUCCCUGCUGGUUAUCGUGACAGUAAGCGUGUUUCUCCUGGUGCUGGCCACCGUACCCCUGCUGGGCGCCGCCUGCUGCCAUCUACUGGCCAAACACCCGGGCAAACCCUAUCGUUUAAUCCUGCGACCUCAGGCCCCCGACCCAAUGGAGAAACGCAUCGCCGCCGACUUCGACCCGCGUGCCUCCUACCUUGAGUCUGAGAAAAGCUACCCUGCCCGCGGCGAGGCAGGAGGUGAGGAGCUUGAGGAGGCCCCGGAGGAGGGCCUUGAUGAAGAUGUGGAGCAAGGGGACCCAAGCGGAGACCUGCAGAGAGAGGAAAGCCUCGCGGGUUGCUCGUUGGUGGAGUCUCAGUCCAAGACCAACCAAGAGGAGUUCGAGGCUGGCUCUGAGUACAGCGACCGGCUUCCUCUGGGAGCAGAGGCGGUCAACAUCGCCCAGGAAAUAAAUGGCAACUACAGGCAGACUGCGGGCUGAGCCCCCAGCACGCCUGGCCUGCCCACCUCUACCUUGGGCACCCAGUAGCCUAGGGAAGGCAGGACUUUCUCACCCUCAUGGGACCCCAUCCCACCCCCAAGCCUUCUGUUACUCUCCCUCCUUAGCCCUCUCCAGGCGUCACUAUUAGGGAUUUCUAGGAGUGGGCCGAAUUCAGUGGUUCCCAGCCAGUCUCCGUCAUUCUCUUGGCGGGCUUGAAUCCCCACCCCCAACCCAAAGCACAGAGACAGGCGCCUACCUCCUCUAAGACACUACCCACGGACAGCGAGAAACCAUCUAUGCCUUCCUUUCCACCGCGGUGAUCAGAGAAACCCACCGCACAACCCACACGGUGGGGAAGACAGGGAAUCUGGAGGCAAGGGGAUCGCGCCAGUAGCUGGCCACAUCCAGUGAUAAUAAUGGGGUUGGUUCCGGGGUUUGCCCCGGCCCCCAAGACAGGUCCCCAAGGUGGAGCGCUGUGGCUCUCACCUUGACCCCACUCCGCCUUUUCAAGGUUGCAUGUGCCAGAAGCCGGCUAAUUUUUAGUCUCAAAGUCCCUUCCCUACAAUGAUCCAAAUCCCUGCCUCUCUCCAUGCCUUCCCACCCCGCCCCAUUUCUGUCCAGUUGGAGCCAAGCUGAGGUCCUGGGACGCUUUUCAACUCGGCGCACUGAUUUUCUUAUUUUCGUUGUUUUCAAAGACAGCGACAUUUCCUGGUCUGGUGCUAACACAACCUUCCCAACGAAUGGGAAGCUGGUUGUGAGUGUGUCAGGUGUGAGAGUCGGAAUCCGCUUUCUUCUGUCUCUCUCCUAAUUUUACGCGCUGCGGGACUGCGCACCUCUUUUCCUCGCAGGGUGCGGGCUUGGUCCCCGGCCAGUUUCGUUGUCAAUGUCUUGCAGGUGCCAGAGACUGGUGUGGCCACAGUGGCUCUUGCAACUCCAUGGGGUGCAGACCCCAGCAGAAACGUGCUGGGGGCGCAGGGAGUUGUGUCUUCCGAGGGAGUCUGACAGGGGCCAGAGCACUGCAGCAGCGGAUGGGGGUGGGGGUGGGGGGAGGAGACCCCGGUCCCCUCCUCCCAGGAAAAGAGUGCCCAGCGUGUCGUCCCCGCCUAGCAUGGGCUGUAGAAGUCUGUGUCCUGUAAAGCGGGUAGUGUAGGGGGGCGGGAGGGCAGGCG
Mesocricetus auratus (golden hamster) is the source of this 4280-nucleotide messenger RNA. RefSeq names its product immunoglobulin superfamily containing leucine rich repeat 2 (gene Islr2). The record is from RefSeq and is a predicted model, not a curated record. Bases 856 to 3111 code for a protein of 751 amino acids. Gene Ontology annotation, biological process: positive regulation of axon extension. The transcript is spliced from 3 exons. Lineage: Eukaryota; Metazoa; Chordata; Mammalia; Rodentia; Cricetidae. Gene Ontology annotation, cellular component: cell surface. Gene Ontology annotation, molecular function: protein binding.